Messenger RNA from Pteropus alecto (black flying fox), 7780 nucleotides. RefSeq names its product potassium voltage-gated channel subfamily H member 5 (gene KCNH5). The transcript has 11 exons. Gene Ontology annotation, biological process: regulation of membrane potential; potassium ion transmembrane transport. Gene Ontology annotation, cellular component: membrane. Bases 800 to 3766 code for a protein of 988 amino acids. The record is from RefSeq and is a predicted model, not a curated record. Gene Ontology annotation, molecular function: voltage-gated potassium channel activity. Lineage: Eukaryota; Metazoa; Chordata; Mammalia; Chiroptera; Pteropodidae.
GCUCAGCGCUCAGCCUCGGCGGAGUGCAACACCUCCGCCCCUGCAGCCGCGUUUGGGGCUCGGGACCCCGGCGGUAGAAGCUGAGAUGUGAUCCCUCCAAUUGCCCGUUGCCCUGUCUGGCAUCCUGCCUGCUUCUCCCACUACCUCUCCCACUCCACGGCCCCACUGGACUGCCAGCGUUUGUCUCGAUCUCCGGGGAGAGAGGAGCGGCGACCAGGCGCACAGCCCCGCAGAAGUUGAGCUCGGCAGGGCAGCUGCGAUCCCGCUGAGCGAGAGGAGUGGGCUAGGGCAAGGGGAGAGGAAAGCGCGGUAAAGGGGUCUGGGUCUGGGCUAAGAGGGACUGGAAGAUAGGAGCUUGAGUUGGCUUUUCCCGCUCCCCAGGCCUCGGGGCGCGGGGCAGGGGGAGAAAUGCUGAGCCCGCGCCCAGGCGACCGCCGCCAAGGCAGCAGCCUCAGCAGCAGUUUCAGCAUCAGCACCGGCGGGACAGCGACAGCGGGGGCGGCGCAGGCGCACUGUGCCCCGCGGAGCCUGCAGUUCCCGAGCCCCGUGUGCGGCACCGCCACUGUCUGGGCAGCCGCGGCCGGGGGAGCGCUACUACCAUGAACUGCCUGGUCCUUCUCGCCAGAGCUGCUCAUCCGGGUCGGGCUGGAGACACAGUCAGGGGACCCCGUCGCCGCCGCCGCGCCCCCUCUUCUUUUGGCUCCAUCUUCUCCACCUUUUCCUCCAGUUCCUCCACCUUCUCUUCCUGCAUCCCCCCCUCCCCCGCCGCGGAUCCUGGCCGCCGCUCUCCAGACCCAGGAUGCCGGGGGGCAAGAGAGGGCUGGUGGCACCGCAGAACACAUUUUUGGAGAACAUCGUCAGGCGCUCCAGUGAAUCGAGUUUCUUACUGGGAAAUGCCCAGAUUGUAGAUUGGCCUGUAGUUUAUAGUAAUGACGGUUUUUGCAAACUCUCUGGGUAUCAUCGAGCUGACGUCAUGCAGAAAAGCAGCACUUGCAGUUUUAUGUAUGGGGAAUUGACUGACAAGAAGACCAUUGAGAAAGUUAGGCAGACUUUUGACAACUACGAGUCAAACUGCUUUGAAGUUCUUCUGUAUAAGAAAAACAGAACCCCUGUUUGGUUUUAUAUGCAAAUUGCACCAAUAAGAAAUGAGCAUGAAAAAGUGGUCUUGUUCCUAUGCACUUUCAAGGAUAUCACGUUGUUCAAGCAGCCAAUAGAGGAUGAUUCAACAAAAGGUUGGACAAAAUUUGCCAGAUUGACACGGGCUUUGACAAAUAGUCGAAGUGUUUUGCAGCAGCUCACACCAAUGAAUAAAACAGAGGUGGUCCACAAACAUUCAAGAUUAGCUGAAGUUCUUCAGCUGGGAUCAGAUAUCCUUCCUCAGUAUAAACAAGAAGCGCCAAAGACGCCACCACAUAUUAUUUUACACUAUUGUGCUUUUAAAACUACUUGGGAUUGGGUGAUUUUAAUUCUUACCUUCUACACCGCCAUUAUGGUUCCUUAUAACGUUUCCUUCAAAACGAAGCAGAACAACAUAGCCUGGUUGGUGUUGGACAGUGUAGUGGACGUUAUUUUUCUGGUUGACAUUGUUUUAAAUUUUCACACGACCUUCGUGGGACCUGGUGGAGAGGUCAUUUCUGACCCCAAGCUGAUAAGGAUGAACUAUCUGAAAACUUGGUUUGUGAUCGAUUUAUUGUCUUGUUUACCUUAUGACAUCAUCAAUGCCUUUGAAAAUGUGGAUGAGGGAAUCAGCAGUCUCUUCAGUUCUUUAAAAGUGGUGCGUCUCUUGCGACUGGGCCGCGUUGCUAGGAAAUUGGACCAUUACCUAGAAUAUGGAGCAGCGGUCCUUGUGCUUCUGGUAUGUGUGUUUGGACUAGUUGCCCACUGGCUGGCCUGCAUAUGGUACAGCAUUGGGGACUAUGAAGUCAUCGAUGAAGUCACGAACACCAUCCAAAUAGACAGUUGGCUCUACCAGCUGGCCUUGAGCAUUGGGACUCCAUAUCGAUACAAUGCCAGUGCAGGAAUAUGGGAAGGAGGACCCAGCAAGGAUUCACUGUAUGUGUCCUCUCUCUACUUUACCAUGACAAGCCUUACAACCAUAGGAUUUGGAAACAUAGCUCCUACCACAGAUGUGGAAAAGAUGUUUUCCGUGGCCAUGAUGAUGGUUGGCUCUCUUCUUUAUGCAACUAUUUUUGGAAAUGUUACCACAAUUUUCCAGCAAAUGUAUGCCAAUACCAACCGAUACCAUGAGAUGCUGAAUAAUGUACGGGACUUUCUGAAACUCUAUCAGGUCCCCAAAGGCCUUAGUGAACGAGUCAUGGAUUAUAUUGUCUCAACAUGGUCCAUGUCAAAAGGCAUCGACACAGAGAAGGUCCUCUCCAUCUGCCCCAAGGACAUGAGAGCUGAUAUCUGUGUUCAUCUAAACCGAAAGGUUUUUAAUGAACAUCCUGCUUUUCGAUUGGCCAGUGAUGGAUGUCUGCGCGCCUUGGCAGUAGAGUUCCAAACUAUUCACUGUGCACCUGGGGACCUCAUUUACCAUGCUGGAGAAAGUGUGGAUGCCCUCUGCUUUGUGGUAUCAGGAUCCUUGGAAGUCAUCCAGGAUGAUGAGGUGGUGGCUAUUUUAGGGAAAGGCGAUGUAUUUGGAGACAUCUUCUGGAAGGAAACCACCCUUGCUCACGCCUGUGCCAAUGUCCGGGCACUGACGUAUUGUGACCUUCACAUCAUCAAGCGAGAAGCUUUGCUUAAAGUCCUGGAUUUUUAUACUGCUUUUGCAAACUCGUUCUCAAGGAAUCUCACUCUUACUUGCAAUCUAAGGAAACGGAUCAUUUUCCGUAAGAUUAGUGAUGUGAAGAAAGAGGAGGAGGAGCGCCUCAGGCAGAAGAACGAGGUCACCCUCAGCAUCCCCGUGGACCACCCAGUCAGAAAGCUCUUCCAGAAGUUCAAGCAGCAGAAGGAGCUGCGGAAUCAGGGGUCCACACAGAGCGACCCCGAGCGGAACCAGCUUCAGGUGGAGAGCCGCUCCUUACAGAACGGAGCUUCCAUUACCGGUACCAGUGUGGUCACCGUGUCACAGAUCACACCCAUUCAGACAUCUCUGGCUUACGUGAAAACCAGUGAGUCUCUCAAGCAAAACAACCGCGAUGCCAUGGAACUCAAGCCCAAUGGCAGUGCUGACCCCAAAUGUCUCAAAGUCAACAGCCCGAUAAGAAUGAAGAACGGAAAUGGGAAAGGGUGGCUGCGACUCAAGAAUAACAUGGGAGCCCAUGAGGAGAAAAAAGAAGACUGGAAUAAUGUCACUAAAGCUGAGUCCAUGGGGCUAUUGUCAGAGGACACCAAGGGCAGCGACUCAGAGAACAGUGUGACCAAAAACCCAUUAAGGAAGACUGAUUCUUGCGACAGUGGAAUUACAAAAAGUGACCUUCGUUUGGAUAAGGCUGGUGAGGCACGAAGCCCUCUAGAGCACAGCCCCAUUCAGGCUGAUGCCAAGCAUCCCUUUUAUCCCAUCCCGGAGCAGGCCUUACAGACCACACUGCAGGAAGUAAAGCACGAACUCAAAGAAGACAUUCAGCUGCUAAGCUGCAGAAUGACUGCCCUGGAGAAGCAGGUGGCAGAAAUUUUAAAAAUACUCUCAGAGAAAAGUGUGCCCCAGACCUCUUCUCCCAAACCCCAGAUGCCUCUCCAAGUACCUCCCCAAAUACCAUGUCAGGAUAUUUUUAGUGUUUCAAGGCCUGAAUCACCUGAAUCUGACAAAGAUGAAAUCCACUUUUAAUAUAUAUAUACACAUAUAUAUUUGUUAAUAUAUUAAAAACAGUAUAUACAUCUAUAUACAUAAGUGUGUAUAUACAGUAUAUACAUAUAUAUAUUUUCACUUUCAAUAUGAUGAACACAAUAUGGAUUUUGAUAUGUAAAUAUUGCAUGUCCAGCUGGAUUCUGGCCUGCCAAAGAUGAUUAUUAAGCAUAGAUAUUGCUUGUAUAUUAUGCAGUUGACUGCAUGCACACUUUACUUUUAUUUAUUAUCUCUAUUCUGUAAUUUUUUUAAAAAGUAUGAUUUUUGUUAAUCAAGGCAAUGUAAUAUUUGAAGAAUCAGGGUCCAACCUGCCAAUGUUGCCAUGACAAAUUUGAUCUCAGGCUGAGUAGAUCGAGCUGUCAUUUCCUCACUGUUCUAUUAAGUUAAAAUUAUAGAUUAAUGCCAAGGAAGAGUUCAACCUUGUAAACUGUUCAUACCAUUUUAUGAUCUCUUUCCAUAGGAUAUUUUUCCAUAGCAUUAGGUUAAUUUUCCCCAGCAGGCAGUGUUUUCUCCAUUUAAAUGUUUGGUUGCCUAAGUCAGAUAGCAGUGUGGGAAAUUGAAAACUUACUGCUAUGAGUUUUGUGCAUGAAUUGCAUUUUUGCUCAACUAUACCUCUUCUUUUUCAACAUUAUACUUAGAUAAUGAUCAUUAACUCCUAUGUAAGGAAAUUCCUAUGCCCUCCAUCUUGGAGAACAGCUGCCAUCUUAUAAGCUGAUUUUAUCAACUCUAUAAGUACUGAACCAUUAAUAUAGUGUAUAUUAUUAUAGAAAUACUACACCACAGGGUAAAAGGGCCUUUUAACAGUUCAUGUUAGACGUGCUGAUUUUCCAAAGGUGAUGAAUGUUCUAAAUUCGUGUUUCUAAAACUUGUUCAGGGGUGAAGUUAAAAGGCUCUUAGCAAAGAAACAAACAAAAAAUAUUUAAUCAUAUCAAAAAUUUAACUAUAAUGAUAUAAAACAAACAAAGAAUGUAAACAGACAAGUUUUUGUAGCAUAUCUGUAAUGUAGAAAGAAUGAAACAUAGGUAUGGAAUUGUUCACACAUGAUUCUUACUGUGUACUGAUAACACAUGAAAUAUGGUUAAAAACAACUAAGAAGUAGAUGUUAAGUUGCUCAACUCAGAUAACUGCUUUUCUAUAAUUUUAUUCUGGUUACAAUUUUCUAAAGCUUUUUUGCACAUAGUUCUACUGCUGGACUUCUGCUGAGUUAGUACAAUUGACUACUGUGGCUCAGGCAGAUCCACUUACGAAAGGGGGGGUACUAGAGACUGAACUUCAGAGUCUUUGGGUCAUAAAUCCUCUUAGAAAGUGCCUAUUAUCAACUUAAAAAAAGUCACAAAGAGUUGUGUAUAGCUAGUCCCUUAAAUGAUAUAUAUUGAGAAUAAAAUACAUGUUCAUUUGUGAGAACCCAGAAUAAUUUAUUUCUUUUGACUAAAGUAUAUUUUUAAAAAUCGAUUCAAGAGACAUACUUUUAAACUGGUGCACACAUGACAUUUAACAGUGGGAGCAGGGCAGUUAAUGUUUGCAUCAAGUUGAAAAUACAUACUAGUAAUUUGUACUUUAUCAGACCAUCCGUACACAUAGGUUAACAGCAUAUACCAAGGUGACAACAAAAUCAAAGGAGAUAUUUUGAUCUAUUGUACCCAUUUUUAUGAACUUUUCUGUCUCCCGGCAUCCCCAAACAAAACCACCAGAACCGAAAGAUAAGUUAUCACAAUAAGAUGAGAAUUGCAAAACAAAGUAAUUUAUAAAAACAGUUAAUAUUUUAGAAUUUCUAUUAGAACAUCUUCACAUGCCCACAAGAUGUGCCUCUUUAAUCCAGGAGUCUCAGAACAGAAGUUACGUGCCAUGGGUUCCAUUUUCCUUCCUUUGUGCCCAUAACUUCCAUUACCCAUAAUGGAAGUUUUCAGGGGAGCAUGUCUCCAUGCUAUGCUACAAUACCUACCUACCAUAGACAGCCCCCCCGCUCCCGCCCGCCAAAAAAAAAAAAGAUGAGGUGAUCAUGUGGAAGGUAACAGCUUUGAAAUUGAGACUGUUGCUUUCAUGGUGAGGAUGGUACCUUUCUCUUGACCUCUGACAUUUAUUGAAUUUCAGGGUAUUUUUCUAUUUAACCAUGUGUGAGACAAGCUUGGCUAAGCUUUUUAAAAAAGUGAAUGAGUGGUAAAAAUAAUCUGAGUACAGAAAUGGUCAAUUUAAUUUUAGCCACGUGCUUCAAAAAUAACAGUUGAUGUAAAGCUAUAAGAGAAUAACUGUGAAACAGCCAGACAGUUUGAAGCUGCAAUCCACACCUUUGCAUAUAAGUAGUGCAUAUAUAUAUAUAUGUACUGUGUUCUGACUCAGAAUUUCACCAAAUUGACCUAUAAUAUUAUUAUUUAUAUGUAUAGGAAAGAAACAUGGUUUUGAGUUACCCCAAGUUGUCAUGAAGGAGGGAAAAGUAGCAAUCACUUAUUUAUGGUAUAGUUAUCACAGUAUUCUUUUCCUGCCACCUCUGUUUCUGUGUGCAUGACAUGAUGAGAAGCUGAAUGCACUCUGCUUUUCAGUAAUGCAUGUAUUCAGCAAAUACUGUAUAUAGAAUAGUCUUUUAGGUUCCCAGAUUCCACAGUUUUUACCAGUGGAACUUACUCAGAUUUAAAUGAAGGGUGAGCACUUGCUUUAAUAUGUGCAGUAAUGAUACAAUCAUGCUCUGUGUUGGCUCAGCCAGCAUAAACAGUAGAUUCUCUUUGGGGGGGACCAGAUGACUGCAUGUUUUAUUCUUACACUGUAUAGAUGCUCUUGGUGCAUCCAAAAUAAAAAUUUUACUAUUAUAUUUCUGAACAAUGUACUAAUAGGAGCAAAUAGAUAUGUAUUUAAAAUCCAAAAAUUUUCCAAAGCAACUUACAUACCUUCAGUAUUUUUCUAUGAUAAUAUCAGAUGCUGUGCCCUGGACAGGUGGUUGUAACAUAAUAGCAAAAGUCAAACAAAAGUGGAAAUGUGAGCUGUGCAUCAUAAUGGCAAGUUUUAUCAGUCUGCUUUAGGAUAUUAUAGCACUAAAGGUAAUCUAGUAGAUAGAGGAACUAAUGAUGAGAGGCAAAUAGGUACACAAAAGGCACAUGAAAAUACCAAAGUCACUAGUGUCCCACAUUGAUAUAAAUAGUAUGUAGAAUAGUUCAGACACAGACAUUGAAUAGAGAUACAGACUUUAUUGUUAAAAUGGUAAGAUUUUAUUAUUGAUCCUGGUUUCAUCACACCAUUAAAUAUAGAAAUACAAAUGUCCAAAAUAUUCAGUUAAAAAAUCUGUAUAGACCAGAGCAAGAGAAUUAGAAAAUUUAGAGUUUUAAAUUGCUCCUAAGAACACGUAUGUGCUCCUGGAGUACCCAGCUCUUUAACGGGAAUAUUAAUGGUGACCACUAACGAACGUGCCGUAUUGAAAAGUAAUCUUAUUGGAGCCCAAAUGAAAUCACAGCUUCCCUUAAAUUUAAAGAGAUUUUGUUUACUUCUGAGAUCUGGCCCAUUUGUUGUUCUAUUUUAAAUAAUUAAAUUCUUUCUUUUAGAAACAUUUUUUUUUAAAUUAGUCCUCAGAGCAAUGACUGUUUUUGAAGUGUGCACUGGCUGGUACUGGUGAAAUUAUUUGUCAUAUUCCUAAUGAAUUCUACUAUCUUGUAUAAUUUUUAUCUUUUAAACUAUUUUAUCUGUCUCUUUUCCAAAAUUUUAUGUAGGUAAUGAGAAAAUUUGUCUAGAAUGUACAUACAUACAUGGAUAACUUUAAUUAUGAAUAUUUUGUAAUUAUGUGAAUGUUGUGUUUUAAUACUUUGUUACGAAUAAGAAUAUUUCUCUUGUGGUCUUAAAGGAAAGGGGCAGAAGGAAAAACAGUCUUUUGGAAAACACCCUCACAUGAAUAUCUGAGCUCCACCUCAGAUUCUAAAUCUUUGUCACAAUCGCAGUGUAACUUUGGGCAGGUUAACUGCUUUUUUGUGUGUUUGGAGCUUUAAUUUCCUCACUAAUAAAUGAUAAAAUAAAGAA